Messenger RNA from Mobula hypostoma (lesser devil ray), 8500 nucleotides. RefSeq names its product ENAH actin regulator (gene enah). The record is from RefSeq and is a predicted model, not a curated record. Gene Ontology annotation, molecular function: profilin binding; SH3 domain binding. NCBI's taxonomy places the organism in Eukaryota, Metazoa, Chordata, Chondrichthyes, Myliobatiformes, Myliobatidae. The transcript is spliced from 15 exons. The coding region runs from base 567 to 2996 and encodes 809 amino acids. Gene Ontology annotation, biological process: actin polymerization-dependent cell motility; actin polymerization or depolymerization; axon guidance.
UGAGCAUAACCCCUUUAGUCUUAAAUGAAUGUGACAUUUCAGGGGGUUGUAAUGAACAGGUGGACAGCUCAAAAUAUCUGAAUAGUAGUGAAAUGCUUCAGUUUUGCCUCUGUUGCUAUCCUGUAGUUGCUUUGGGUCUGCUCCUCUUCCCCCCCAAAAAAAAACUCUUGCUCUGCAUCUCUCUCCUUCACUCCUUGUACUAGUCUACUUGUUCCAUCUCCACAGGACCUUCCCCAGUGCUGUUCCCUACUCCUGCCCCAUAUUUCUAGUCAUCCUGCUCCUCCCUCCCUGCCCCCUACGCUGCUUUUUUUUUUACCAUUUACCUACUAAGCUAUUGGUUGAGGGCUCAUUGGUGUUUAUACUGCAAUAGUGUUGUAAUUUUUUUUAGCUCGAGUGGUUAAUAUUUUAUCCAGCUCUUUUUGUAUAAAUGUCAGUGUUAAUAAUUUUCUCAAGUUGCUUAUUAAAAUUUUAGCCUAUAAGCUGAUUACAUACUGUUAUGACAGAGAGUGGUGUAAGUUAAUUUUGCCUGGAAGUGUUUUCCGUAUAAAUAUAACCUUUCGGGAGCCAUGUUUUGGAGCUGGACCAUGUGGAGAAUACAGUUGCUUGAGCAAAGUAUAUGCCAGGCGCGGGCUGCUGUCAUGGUGUAUGAUGAUGGCAACAAGAAGUGGGUACCAGCUGGAGGAGCAACUGGAUUCAGUAGAGUACAUAUUUACCACCACACAGGCAACAACACAUUCCGAGUGGUGGGGAGGAAAAUUCAGGACCAUCAGGUUGUGAUAAACUGUGCCAUUCCCAAAGGGCUGAAGUACAAUCAGGCUACACAGACCUUUCAUCAGUGGCGAGAUGCCAGGCAGGUGUAUGGUCUGAACUUUGGCAGCAAAGAAGAUGCCAAUGUAUUUGCAAGUGCCAUGAUGCAUGCCUUGGAAGUGCUAAAUUCCCAGGAUGCAGGUCCGACAUUGUCACGUCAGAACUCUCAGCUGUUUCCGCAAGUGCAGAAUGGUCCAUGUCAGGAGGAUUUGGAGAUACAGAGACGGCAACUGCAGGAACAACAACGGCAGAAGGAGCUGGAGAGAGAGCGACUGGAGCGUGAGCGGAUGGAACGUGAACGACUGGAGAGAGAGCGGCUAGAACAAGAACAGAUGGAACGUGAGAAGCAGGAUCGAGAAAAACAGGAACGUUUGGAGCGAGAAAGACAGGAACGAGAAAGGCAGGAACAAGAGGAUUUAGAGUUGGAACGACAAAGGGAACGACAAGAGCAGCUUGAGAGGGAGCAGCUCGAGUGGGAGAUGGAGCGUCGGAUGUCGUCUGCAGCUUCAUCUUUCGAGUACAACACUCCACCUCCUGAAUAUAGUAGUUGUCAACCCCCAUCAAUCCCUCCCCCACCUUACACAAAGGCUGUGUCCACAGCCCCCAUCUCAUCCUGCACUCCCCCCUCCUCAGAUUCUCUCUCAGAGUAUGCAUCCCUUGCCUCCUCAAACUCUACCCCACCCACCCCACCUUUGCGUCAUUCGGCAUCUCGCUUUGCGACUUCUCUUGGCUCUGCCUUCCAUCCCGUCUUGCCUCAUUAUGCAACUGUCCCACGUCCUAUUCACAGAACACCUGGUCCACCAUCUCCCGUCAGUGCUCCUCCAUCUCUUCCCUCAGUCCCCAAGCCAGUGGUCUGGCCUGCCACUAAUUUUUCUCCUCUUCCCCCGUCUCCACCUGUAGUAAUCAGUAGUCCACCUGCCAAGGCUACAGGUCCUCGUCCAGUCCUUCCUGUUCCAACUCCCAUCCAAAUCCAGAAGCCACCAUCACCUUCUGUCAUUAAUGGCUCACCUGAUGUUCCACUCCAGCAGGGGCCAAGUGCUGCUGCAGCUGCACCUCCACCACCUCCUCCUCCCCGUCCCCCAUCUCAUCUGCCUCUCUCACAAGCAUCUCACAACAUUCCUGUGUCAUCAAACAUCAGUGUUGCGGUGUCUCAACCUCCUGUACCUCCUUCUCCUUGUGCAAUCACCCCUACUUCCCCCAAGCUGCCUGCCUCUGCUGAGAACUCUUUCUCUGGGCUGGGAGACUCCUCGGCUCCUGAGCCAAACACCCAGGCACCCCCUCAGCUGGCUGAACCUCCAGUUCUACAUGGUAUUGGUCCAACAAAUGAAGGUUUCCAGGGGCCACCAGCCCCUCCACCCGCACCACCUCUUCCUCCAGGACCACUGCAGCCAGCAGCACCACCAGUCUCUGGGCCACCGAUGCCACCAGGUCCACCGCCUGCACCUCCACUACCAGGAGCAGUCCCCCCUCCUCCACCCCCUCUUCCUGGACAGGCUGCAUCUCCUGUUCCACCUCCCCCUCCAGCCCCACCUCUCCCCUCCACCGGCCUUGCAUCAGCUCCAGCUGAAGAUGAUCGCCCACUGACUGGACUUGCAGCUGCACUGGCUGGAGCCAAGCUCAGAAAAGUGGCACGGACUGAUGAGGCCUUGAGUUCUACAGGCGGCAUUGGUUCAGUCUUGACUCCUUCUAAAUCUGAGACUUCGCGGGGUAACGGAGCCCCAAUUUCUAUUGGAGGAACUGGUCUAAUGGAAGAAAUGAGUGCCCUGCUGGCCAGGAGGAGAAGGAUUGCUGAGAAGGGUUCAGUUCCUGAGCCAGACCCUAAGGAAGAAAAGAAUGAGGAAUCAGAAUCUGCAAGUGUGAAAGGCCUCUCAGCAUCAAGUAUGUCUGAGACGACCAGAAAGCCUUGGGAAAGAACAAGUACUGUAAAUGGCAACAAAUCACCAGUAAUUUCCAGACGAGAUUCUCCGUGGAAAAAUCAGCUGAUCUCUGACAAGUUCAAUGACACACUAAACAGAAGCAAAUCCACACCAAGUGGACAGCCAAACACCAAUGGUGUACAAGCAGAGAUCUUCGAUUAUGACAGAUUGAAACAGGAUAUCUUGGAAGAAAUGAGGAAGGAGCUUCAGAAGCUAAAGGAGGAACUUAUUGAUGCAAUCAGACAGGAGCUGAGCAAAUCCAACACUGCAUAGACGACAUGCUGAAUGAAACUGGCCCUUCUACGCCUAAUGUGAUGACUGAUGACAGUGAGAGGGUGAUGAGAAAAUGACAAAGACCCAGUGAGGAGUGGGAGAGCAGGUGGGAGGGAGGGAGGAUGGAAGCCCACCUUGUGCUGCAGUCCGAGAUUUUGCAGGCAGCCUCAUACCGUUGUGCUUUUCUUUUUAUUCCCCUCACUGCUUGCCGCUUUUUCUAUCUUCUUGGAGGAAGAGAGUUACUGUAAUAUUAUGCAAAGAUUCUGAUGUUUGUUGAAACUGAAUCACAGUGUCUGGAAAGUAUCAUCACUUGAAAGAAGAAUUUGCACAACAGUUGUUUUUUUUUGUUUUUUUUCCUCUAGGAGGUGGGUUGUAGUUUGAGCACAGAUCUUGGAGACAGGUAACUAUAUAGUUUCUACAUGUAGGAAGAUGCAAUGUGGGAAUGUGCUCUAUUGUAAGGGUGCCCAGGGAUUAUCUGUUAUUUUUCUACUAUUCAAACCAAUGGCAGAUCACAGGGUUUAAGGAUACAGAGAUGCCUUCCUUAGUUUAUUAUUGUGAUAAUGCUUUACCAAAUCGAAGACUUGUCUGUCAAUCCAACUAAUGAUGUAAGUUCUCAGUGCAGUGUCUGUAAUUGUUCCUUCCCUGAGUUCUUGUGCAUGUCGAGAUUUAAUUCUUUGGUAUAUCAAAAUUGGCUGUGACCUGAUGUUUCAUCCCACUUUGCCAAGCAAUAUUCAGUCAUGUUAAGUAGCCAUCUGGUUGCCUUUGCAAGUAUCUGAGGGUAAGGAUAGGACGGGGUGAGCCCAUGUGCUGCCAUCUGUAUAAUCUAAUAAUAAAUCCACUUGCAUCUAGUUUUACCACAUCUUCUAAUCCUGGAAAAGAUACCCUUUGAGAAUGUCUGUGGUGCAAUUGUGUUCAUUUCCGUAUGUUCCAACAAGCAGAUGUAUUCUAAAGCAAAGUGUGGAAGGAAGAAAAUACUUGAGGGGAAGAUCUUUCUCAACCCUAGUCCCAUGGUUUUCUUGAGACUGAUCACAACAAGUUAAGGUGUUGCCAUUUUCACCUUGCUCCCAUGACAAAGUACCUACUUUCCUUUGUCCAGUUCAUCAACUAAUUUGAAGAAUUGUUGCUUCUUUGACCAUAUGAAGUGGUAAGUGUCUGUUGUGUCAGAUAGCAUUUGAGUUGGUGAGUGGUCGUUGACCUGCCCUUUCUCAAAAGCUGACAACUCCCAAACUGGUUGCUGAAGUGGAAAGUGGGUUAAAGGUAUUGUAAUAUCUCUCAGCAACUCUGUGCCCCACUAAAACUACUCGCUACUGAACAACCACCCUGUCCAUACAGUACCUGUAGAUGUACCAGGGUUACCAAGGGACUUUUGAUCCACACACAUUGUUAGACCAGUGGAAGUUGUGCCUCUUUUGCAGGAGAGGAAUAGUUCAGCUCUCAGGGCUCUGCCACCCAUUGAGGAAGGAGGUGUUUUUGGUCUUUAUCCCAAUGCAAGCUUCCUGCUUCCUCAGUUGGAGUGACAGUGUUAUUUUUUCCUGCAGUUCUUUGAAAUGCGUGCCUUUCCACCAACCCCCAACUCUGUAACUCCUGAUUGUCCUGCUAAUCGGACAGGGCCAAAUCCAGAGCAGUGGUAGCUGGGACUGAUGCAGGCAUCUGGGAUUUCAGAUGCUGUAGAGUUUGCACCUUCUGAAACACCUACCUUGCCCAUCAACACCUUGGCUUGGUUGCAGAUUCAGACACCUUUAUUAAUCUCAUCUCACCUUGGUGCUGUGUGCCUGCUUCCAGAAUUGAAUUCUAUUUGCCAAACAAUGGGAUUGAUGUCUCCAAAACUGAAUUGCUUCAAGAAUAUUUGUAGACAUCCAGGUAAAGCUUGUUCCAUUUCCAGUGUGGGUAUCACAAACAGGAUAAUUUGUGUUUAAAUUCUCCCAACUAGUGUUGCAGAUUAAAAUCGAAUAUCAUGUACAAAUGUUUUCAAGGUUGUCACUGUUCUUUAUAAUUUACAUUUGAAAAUACUAUCAAAAUUUCAAAAGCAAAAUUGCUUAAACUGCUGCGGGAAUAGUUUAUUGAGUCUUUGAUUUCUAUGUUGAGGGCCUUGACGUCUCUGAUCAUCACCAAGUAGGUAAUAGUCACCAGCCCUGGUCAGCGGUUGUGCUGGGAUAACAGUUGUAUCUCUGUGAUCUAGAUAAUGUGAAACCCAAUGAAUUUAGUUAAAAGUUCUACAAAUUGUUAUUGUUAGAUAGAUAAUGCAGUGGAUGUUGUAGGGAAGCUGAGAGAUUUUCUUUUGGUAGAAUGAAAAUAGCCGCUUUUUUUUAAUACAAAGUGGUUAUGAAAGUUUUUUUCACUGUGAUCUAUAGAGGGAUAAAAAUCCUGUUAUAUUGCACAUAUAUACUGUCAGUGCAAAAAAAAACUAUUUUUAACAGGGCAGUUUAUUUCCUUUAAAACAUUCAUUAUUUCUUCAUUCUCAGAUACUAAAGUAGAUUACAUGGAGAUCCUGACAAAUAUUAGGUGAUUGAGGUUGUUAUCUUGUAUACUUUACCUUGCCUUUUGCUCUUUGCCCUAAAUCACAAAGGGGCUUGACCUCCCAGAGCCAGGACCAGUUACACACUGUGCACAAUUGUAUGCCCUACCACUGUGAGAAAUGGCACAUCAAGGUUCAGCUGCUGUUCAAUGCCUAAAUCAUAAACUGAUUCCUUAUUCCACUGGAUUAUUAUCUUGAAGACUCAAGAUUGUUUCCAUGGCUCCAGCUAUCUGAUUUUCCUCUUGUAACAAGAGAGCUGUAAUCUGAAACUCUUCUUUGAGUAUUAUGCCCAAUAGUCCUUUUCAGGGUAGCUCUGCAGGCCAUGGUGCCAGCCAGGGUGGGGCAGGGAACAGGUUGGGUAAUCUGCUGAUUGAAUAUGGGCCCUGGUCGUCGUGCCAUUAUGUUCAGGUAUUUGAAUGACUUGGACCUUUACAUCAGUGGAUUAUUUUGAAGCUGCAAGGGCCAUUUUAUCGCAGACUUAGCACCCAACCUGUUCAUGUAGAAUCAGGCUUUCAACAAUGGUUCCAUGUUAGAUGGGAGCUGGAGUUUUUAAAAACUAAUCAUGUUGCUGAGUAAUUGAAGUAAUGAGCGAAAAGGUUGGUCUGUCUUCCGCAUCAUUUGUCUCCUGUGUUGUGUUGUCAACUGUCUCACAACCGCAGUUACUUUGAAAUACGUUUUGCUCGAUCAGUUCUGUGCACUCCUUGGUGUAGAAUGUUUACUCUUGGGAUGCUAUGUGAAGUUGAGUGUUAACUAGGCUUUAAUAUUUAAUUAACUUUUAAAAGGUACUAAUGUUAAUGGUUUACGUGGAACAUACUUGAAUCUUAUGGUGUACAUUCAUUUGACAAAUGAACUGCUUAAAGCCAGUGUAGCCACAGAGAAAUUGACAGACAACUGACUGUGAGGUUGGCAUUGGUGGAGUAGACCAUUCCAAGAGGAUGCUCCCAUCUCAGUGCCUGCAAAAUUUAUUUUAUCCUGUAUCUUGGGAUUUUGUGCUGCUCAUUUUUUUAAAAAUCUGCUAGCUCACCCUCACGUAAAAAUGUUGACAAUGCAAAUCCCUUCCUUUAAAAAAAAUAACUGGCAGCAAAUAAGGGAAUGAGCAAGUCCUUGCAAUCCAGUGUUUAGAUCUUUUUAAUAAAAAUUUAAGAAAUCUUAAAAAUCACUUUUCUAUGUGGGUUAUUGCUGGAAAAGUGAGAAUGUAGUCUUUGUGCUCAAAGAAUAGAGCGAAGUCCACACCUCAGGAAUUGCCUGAAAAUUGUAUCAUCCACAGGCUAUUUCAUUGGGCUAAUGUUAACUCCAGGCUCUCUGGCUUCCUUAAGACAAGUGUCCUCUGCAUUGCCCAGGGGAACAAGUUCAGUGCUCACUACUGACAUCCCCAAAACACUAAUUGAGUCCUUCAGUCUCCAGAGUAAUUUUGCUGCUGCUUGUUUCUGUGAGCACUGUGUCUGCUGCCCUCUGAGUGCCUGUGGGGAUAAUCAUGUUUCUUUGACGCUUAUUAUUUUGUAUGACACAUCAGCCUUUACUGGAUUGGGUUAUAUUAUGGAUUUGGUGUACUGUACCUGUAUUUGUUUAAAAUAUCUUUCUGGUUAUAUGACCCUUCAGAAGAGUUGCUACCUGCUCAAUAGCCAGAAAGGAGUGAAAAUAAUUAGCAUUUUAAAUGUGCAAGCUCCAAGAGGUUUAUGUAAAAGGUAUAUACAAAAUGAAAAUGCAUUGAAAAUGUUUCAGCUAAUUUGCAGUAAUACAUUUGAAGCCACAGUACAGAACUGACUGAAGUAAAACAUCCAAGGUUAGUAGUAUGUGUUUUCACAGGUGAGAAUAGAGGAUGGAAAUGAAAACCUUUCAUUUUCUCAUCUCACUUCCUGACUAUCUGUAGGCUGGGGAAGUAGAGAUGGUUCUCACAAAAGCUCAAGCUUUUUCAACUGUUUCCCUGAACUUAGCUUUGUUCCGUGACAAUGGAUGGAAAUUCACUUCCCUCAUAACACUAACACCCCGUGCCACGAUCUGAACUGUAUAAACUAACCAGUGCCUGUGGUGGAAAGGAUUUUGCUUCUCUCAAUGUCUUGUAAUCAAAUGAAGUUCUGUAUAAAUGUGCUGGUGCUGGAACCUGCCUUGAGUCACUCCAAAAUCAGAAAACGAUCACUUUGUACAUUAAGGAUUGUGUUUUGGAGUUGCAUUUUGCCUUUAGAUAUUGUGCAGGUGAAUUACAAUUUAAACAAAACUGGUAGAGAUGGGACUAGAUUUGUGCAGAGCUCCCUUCUCCUGAGUGAAAGCUGUGGAACUUUCAGGGUUACAUGGUGAGGAGAAUCAUAGAUCAGCUGUGGACUCAAGACAACAGAAGUGUUAGAGCCACAGAGACCAAGACUUUGCAGUGACAGCUCAGGUGAUUGCUCUUCACUGCAGAGCUCUAGUGUAUGGAAGAUCCCAGUGGAAACCUAGGUAGUAACAGGACAGCAUGGAGUUGCUUGUGUAUAAAUAUGAACUCCAAGUAGAAUUGCUUCAUUUGUGCAGUGAAUCUGAGGCUUGUCUCCAGCCACAAGACAAUGUUAUUUGCUCUCUAUUCCUCAUCUCCAAUGUGAUCGAAUUUGUUUUGUAUUUUUGAUUUUUGACUGCCAAAUUGAUUUGCACAAAAUUCCAUAGGUAACUCUCUUGUCAGAAGAGUUCAAGGUGGUUUCUUGCUCUGGUGAAAUGAACAAAAUGUAUCAACAUAUUUCACAUUUACAUGCUUCUGAAUCUGUUCUUUAGAUUUACAAUUCUGUUUGUAUCAUUGUUACGUUACAUUUUAAAAUUUCUUAUGUGCUAAUUUUUUUGAUCGAAUGGAAUAAAAUUAAACAUUAGAUCUUCUUGAGAAUGUCUUCCUAUGUCUAAUAUCUGCAUUGUACUAUUGAACACAUGAACAGAUUUCCUCUGGAGUUUGUUACACGGAUCCAGUCACCUUCUGGGUUCUUGGGAAAUUCCUGCUAAUUUCCAGUCAGCAAAUUGUGGAAAGUCCUCA